Messenger RNA from Phyllostomus hastatus (greater spear-nosed bat), 2068 nucleotides. It is a transcript of the gene SMTNL1, whose product is annotated as smoothelin like 1. Gene Ontology annotation, molecular function: protein binding. Gene Ontology annotation, biological process: actin cytoskeleton organization. NCBI's taxonomy places the organism in Eukaryota, Metazoa, Chordata, Mammalia, Chiroptera, Phyllostomidae. Gene Ontology annotation, cellular component: filamentous actin; microtubule organizing center. The transcript is spliced from 8 exons. Bases 134 to 1552 code for a protein of 472 amino acids. The record is from RefSeq and is a predicted model, not a curated record.
AGAGAAGAAGGUGGGGGGGGGGGGCAAGGACAGAACUGCUGGGGGCUAGAGGCCUCUGGCUGCCCAGGAGUGAGGCCACUCGGCUCGAAGAAGGAGACAGCUCUCAAACGCCCCAGGCAGAGGCCCCACAGAGAUGGAGCAGAAGGAAGGGAAGCCCUCUGAGGAUGGGACCUCUGCCUCCCCAGCCGCAGGGACCCCGGGGACGCCGGCAGCAGGUGAAGCCUCAUCAGAGGUGGGGCCCAAAGUCACCUCAGAGAGCACCAGCACAGAGGGGCCUCCGUCUGAGGCGGGAAGGCGGGAAGGAGCCCCAGCAGAGGACGGCGUCUCAGCAGAACUCCAGGGGGAAGCCGGUGGAUUGGAUGAGGUCAAGGUGGAGUCCAAAGUGGAGGCUGGACUUCCAGAGGAGGGUGGUGGGAAGGAAGAGACCAAAGAGGCUCCUCAGGAGAUGACUGAUGGGAAAGAAGAGACCAAAUCUGAACCCAAGGAGGCGGAGGGAAAAGAAGAGAUGGCGGUGGCCUCUGAGAAGCAGAAGGCUGAGGAGAAAGCAGCCAAGCCCGAAUCCGGGGAGAAAGCCGAUGUGGAGGAUGAGGCCAAGGCUGAGCAGAAGCAGGCCGAGGGGGCGCAGGAGGCCACAACGGCCUCUCAGGAGGAGAACAACAAGACAGGGGAGCCUGAGGCUGAAGCCCCCAUGAAAGCCGGAGCCCCAGAGGCCAAGUCGGACUCUGCAAAGAAGGUGACCCCGGGAGAUGAGGCCAAGGCUGCACCCCAGGAGAGGGACACGAAGGAGGAGGUGCACUCAGGUGGGCCCAGUGAAGAGCAGGACCCGGGCAUGGACAGAGAGUCGGAGGAAGGGGCAGGGGCGACUCCCAGCUCCCCCGAGGAGUGGCCCGAGAGCCCCACGGAGGAGGGUCAAGGCCUCAGCCCAGAUGGGCUGGGCCCAGACACCACAGCAGCUUCGGGAGAGACCAGCCCCUCAGCCAGUGAGUCUUCACCCAGCGAGGCGCCCCCGAGUCCCACGGAGCCCCCUCCCUCCCAGGAGAAGAAGAAGGAGAAGGCACCGGAACGCAGGGUGUCCACCCCUGCCCGGCCCCGGGGGGUCCACGCGCAGAACCGCAAAGCCAUCGUGGACAAGUUUGGCGGGGCAGCCUCGGGCCCCACGGCUCUGUUCCGGAACACUAAGGCCGCCGGGGCCGCCAUCGGCGGUGUCAAGAACAUGCUCCUGGAGUGGUGCCGGGCCAUGACGAGAAACUACGAGCACGUGGACAUUCAGAAUUUCUCGUCGAGCUGGAGCAGCGGCAUGGCCUUCUGUGCCCUCAUCCACAAGUUCUUCCCUGAUGCCUUCGACUACGCUGAGCUGGACCCUACAAAGCGCCGGCACAACUUCGCCUUGGCCUUCUCCACAGCAGAGAAACUGGCCGACUGUGCGCAGCUGCUGGAGGUGGAUGACAUGGUGCGGCUGGCAGUGCCCGACUCCAAGUGCGUCUACACCUACAUCCAAGAGCUGUAUCGCAGCCUCGUGCAGAAGGGACUGGUGAAGACCAAGAAGAAAUGAGGAGCUGACUGACCCCGUGGGCAGAGGUGGCCAGGGUGCCCAGCUGACCAGCCACAGCCCCGAGGCUCCCUUCUACCCCAGAGACAAGAGAGCCAGGCCCUGGGCUAAGGCAGAUGGCUUCAGUCUUAACUGCAUUGAAAGUACUUUUGCAAAAUCCUGUCUGGCUGCUUCCCUCGCCCACCCAGGAACCUCUUACUCUGGGAUAAUAAACCACAGCUGCCAGGAUUCCUCACCUGGCAUUUCCUCACCUGACACAAUCUUUCCUACAGCAUGAAAGGCAUCUGGGAAGGACAAUGGCCUGGGUCCCACCACUAACCAGCUGUGUGACCUUGGGCCAGUGAGUUAACCUCUCUGAACCUGUUUACCGUCUGAUUGUGAUAAAAGGAUUUCAAACCUGAUGGGGAUGCCGUGAGCGUUCAAUGAACUAAUGAAAUGAGCAAAAAGCCUUGCCUGGUAUCUGUCACAUACGUGUUCAAUAAGCAGUGGCCAAGAAUAAAGCCAAAUCUCACAUUUUGA